Paramecium pentaurelia is the source of this 505-nucleotide messenger RNA. The record is from the annotation of a GenBank genome assembly. Lineage: Eukaryota; Ciliophora; Oligohymenophorea; Peniculida; Parameciidae.
AUGAAGAUUGGGAGAUGGAUUGAGUCAAGUGAUGGGUUUUACAACUAAUCAUAAGUAACUUAUCAUGGUGCUUAUGUUAAUGAUAAAAAAUUUAGUAGAUGGGAUAUAUUCUUUAAAGGGGAAUAUGAAGAAGAAUUUAAGAAGAUGUAAAAUUUAAUUAUAAAUAUUAUUCAAAAAUAUUUUAGUGUUUGUGGCUAAUAUGCUGAAGAAGGUAAUGAGAUUAGGGUUGGAAGAUGGACUGAGUUGAGCAAUGGAUUUAAGGAUGAUUCAUAAGUGACUUAAAAAAGGCGAAUAUUUAAAUUGUAAAAAAGUUGGUAAAUUUGAUUCUUAUUUGAAAAUUUAUGAGGAUUCCAAAUAUGAAUGAAUGUAAAAUCACAUUUUAAUAUUGUGUAGUGGUGAUGGUUUAUAUGAUGAAGAAGGUAAUAAGCUCAAAAUUGGAUAAUGGAUUGAGUUAAGUGAUGAGUUUGAGUUCAGAUAAACUUUAUUAAACUUGAAGGGCAUUUGA